AUGGCUAACGUACCGUAUGAGAUGGACUUCGGCGGGACAAAACGCACGAGGACUGAUCCCGAAGACUUCCAGUUCCUAAGAGCAAGCAAGCAGUUCAAGAGAGACUGGUCGGAGCAGUCUGACAUCGAAGAAGUGGGCUCGACGACCAGAAGCUUCGACACCGGUUCCAGGGCAGCAGAAAAGAUCCGAACACCCACGAGCGGACCCAAGCAACAAUCGAAGCAGAACGAGAAGAAUUUGACCACCGCGGGAUUUUUCAGCUGGCCCAUAAAUAAGACGUGCGAAAUGAUCAGUGGUCGCUCAUCUCACAAAGCUCUCCACGACAAGCGCCACGAGCAAAAUGAAGCAAAGAUUGCAGACCUGGAGGCUCAGAUUGAGGAACUUCGGGGCAAACUUAAGAGUGCGAAGCAGUCGGCGGAGCAACGCCGGAAGAACUACGAAGAUGAGAGGAGCCGCCGCAUCUCGGAGACGAACAAGCAGAAUGAUCUCGUUCAGCAGCAACACAAUUCGUACGAGCGGCUGGCGAAAGAGAUGAAGCAGAAGGCCGCCGAGAAAGAGAAAGCGGACCAGCGAGUGGCCGCGGUGCAAAGAGAGGCCAAUGAACGGAUCAAAGAAGCCGACUGUGACGCUGUGAAGGCACGAGAGCAGAGCAUACACUGGGAACAUACUGUCGACGAAUUGAAGCUCAAGAUUGAAGCGCUUGAACGCUCAACCAUUGCCCAGCACCACAGUAUGAAGCAGCUCGAAGGAUUCAAGAAAGACGCCGAAAGAGCUCAAAAUCAGAAGCUGGCCGCGGAGAAGGCUCGCCGAGAGCAAGAGCAGAAAGUCGAUGGGCUUGAGAAAACAAUUCGUAGUCUGCAGUCCCGCGCAUUGCGAUCUGUCGAGCCCGAAAAGUGGGCGCCUUUGUCAAGCUCUGACAUCGAGCACGAGCUCAAGGGUGUCCUGUCGAGUGUACGACAAUGGGCUCAAACCCACUGUCACCUCACGUUUGACGAUGUAAUCGAUAACUUUAAGCUUCUCGGGGAGGUCUUGGACGAUCAAGGCUGCAUCUCUGGUCGCAAGCAGCUCUGGGAUGCUCUAGUCGGAAAUGCAGCGAUCCAGAAGCACCAAAAGGCAGCGUCGUUGAUUUUCACCGCUCUCGCCUCUAACCACAUCUGCAAGAAAAUCAUCGGCGAUCCAUUCUUUGCCUUUGUCGAAGUCCAGCAGAAGGCUAACGCGCUGUAUCAUGGAGAUGGGGCCGCGGUGCGAGCUUUGGUCGAUAUGAUACGUCAAAGUGAUGAGAGGGGGGCGGAAGCUUGGAGAUGCCAGCUACUUCGUUUACUAGAUCCUGCAACCGUGGAAGAGAACCGGAAAUCCGCUGCUGCCAGUCUCUGCCAUGAAUUCUUCUACAAAGUUCUCAGGCUCGAUCCGAAAGUAGAUUAUUCCGCCGAGUACAACGAACUGCUCGAAAUCAUGAAGCAAGCAACCGAUCUGGCUUGGCGUCUCUGGACUCGCAAGACUCGCGUGGAAGUACGCGACUGCGCUGAUAUGAUGAGGCAAUUGGGCAGGAACCAGGCUUUGUUUUACACGUCCAGAAACAAGCAGUUCGAAGCUCAUCCACUGCACAACCUCGACCUGGAUGACGACCCAACUGCGAAGGAUCAAGCGGAGAUUGUCUUGCUCUCGAGCCCAUUGAUCGUCAUCUCGGGAAACUCAGACGGAGAUGACUACAAGAAGCAAACCAUUCUGAAGAGAGCUGUUGUCUGGAUGGGAUGA
Pseudocercospora fijiensis CIRAD86 is the source of this 1755-nucleotide messenger RNA. RefSeq lists its product as uncharacterized. The record is from RefSeq and is a predicted model, not a curated record. Lineage: Eukaryota; Fungi; Ascomycota; Dothideomycetes; Mycosphaerellales; Mycosphaerellaceae. The coding region runs from base 1 to 1755 and encodes 584 amino acids. The transcript is spliced from 2 exons.